Molecule: messenger RNA, 3342 nt
Organism: Gambusia affinis (western mosquitofish)
Lineage: Eukaryota; Metazoa; Chordata; Actinopteri; Cyprinodontiformes; Poeciliidae
Product: persephin
Exons: 2
Coding region: 2519-3034 (171 amino acids)
Molecular function (GO): growth factor activity; receptor tyrosine kinase binding; glial cell-derived neurotrophic factor receptor binding
Source: RefSeq, a predicted model, not a curated record
UUUUCAUCUGGUCUUAGCAUUUUGAUCAGGAGUAUAAUGUACCGAAUAUCAAAGGUUCACCUCCAAACUCAGAUCCAGUUCCUACUUUUGGAUGUAUUGUCUACUUGAGCUAAUGUGUGAUUUUGGAUGAGGUGAGAAGAAACUAAAGAGUAACUUUUAUUGGAGAGCUUGAGUAAUCCUCUACUUGUUUGCACACCUGGUCCAUUUUCAACCAAUCAUUUAUCAUAUGCAAGAUCAAAACUAUCAUCCUGAAAAGAAGCACUAAAAUUCUUUGCGGUAAGUUUUGGUAGCUAGUUCUGUUUUAGGAUUUAGGAAUAAUUCCUUAGUAAAUCACAUCAACGGAGUUGAAAUCCAUGAGCCUGUUUAAAAAUCAUAAAUAUGGCAAGAGCUUUAUUGGACAUGCUGCAUUUGUCUAAAACAAAUUCUAGCAGAAGCCAGGAAUUGUGUGCUUAAAAAUACAACAUUGUUGUACAUUACAGUACCAUUAUUUUUUAAAUGAACUUUGUUCUUUUAUUUUUGAUUCUAUCCAUUCCACAUUUUGCUGUUUGUGUGGCGUUGUGUCCAUGUGUGCAUGGCUUUCGCUGAAACGUGGUGCUGUGACCAAGUCAUCUUUAGUUCAGGUUUCCUCCAUCUGAGGGAUGUUGCUUGCACUGCAUUCAGAUCCGACUAAGCCAAGUUGCCAUAUUUCUUUUUUCAGCUCUUCUCCUGGUUUACCUCCUAACAGGCCGUAGAUGUGCAGUAUUUUUCUGAACAUUUACCAAAGGAAGCAAGGCAUGUUCAGCCCAGCUGGAAACUCCUGUGUGUCUUGCAGCUUCUCUGGCCAUUAGGUGAAGUUGUGGGGACAUCCACUCCUGAUUUUGGAUCGUUUGGACUUACGAAUAAUGUUUUUUACUCUAGAAUGAGCAAUAUUUUUGUCUUAUAAAUCCUCCCAGAUUGACAGACAGCAGCAGCAGCUCUCCUAACUUUGGCAUGAAACGAUUAAUCAGACUCAGAAAAAAAAGGGCAGUUUUCUGUAAGUAAAAAACGUUCAGAGCAGGAAUGAGCCAAACCUGUAAAAAAGAAAAUACACACACACACAUAUAUAUAUGCAUUUUGCAAUUUAAGAUAAAAACAUCUUUGUCUGUAAAUAUGUUUUAACCAAAACGCCUCUAGUGUUUUAGCUUCCCUUGGUUCAGAUUCACAAAUUCACCAAUAAGGAAAUGCUAUGUUAUGGCAUCCUAAGUGAUAAAAUGUUUGAAUUGUCUGUUUAUUUCAUAUUUUUUACAUAUUUCUUUCUAUGUGUAAAAAAGACUUAACUGAUUAAAUGAAAAAUAUUCCCUGCAUUUUGUUUAUGUCUGUAAAAAAGAUCAAAAAUAAAGUCUACCUCUCAAUCAUGUAUCUCAUAAAGACCCUCCUAGAAACUGAAGUGUGUGGAAUAAUCCGAGGAAUUAUCGACGGUUCAAAAUAUCCCAGUUUGGUGCCACAGUGAGCAUGGAGUCAUCAAACUACAUUUUCUGAGUCAUCAGUGAAUAAAACAACAAUAAAAAAUAAACCAACCAGUCUUUCUUCUCUGUCUGAAUGACUUGGUUUGCCAAAUAAGGAGCUGAGGUGUUUGCCCUGCGCCUUCAUGGUUUAGACGGGGCUCCGAUGUGCAUUUUUCUUUCAAUCUCUGAAUUCCACUCGCUGCCCGUUUGGGCCCUGUACUCAUUGCAUAAUGCAUAUUCUACAUGUCAGCCACACAUUGCUGGUGAAAUCCCUCAAUUUAUGGACCAGCUCAAGAGGAGUCACCCAUUGAGGAAUUCCUCCUGCACCAGGCCAUGUUCUAAUUAUAAAACUCUGAUUCUUCUUCUUUCUUUUUUUAUUGCUCGACCUUUUGAUGUCCUUUCCUCUGACCCCUGGAUUUAGCAUGUAGACUGGGAUUAGAGACAAAAAGCAGACUUUUUACCACAGGUAAUUCCACAAUAAUUCACAGGGGCUUUUAACAAAUGUGUUUUUGUGUUCACGUUUUCUAUACUCGUCAUUUUUUUUUGACAUUUUUGUUUCAAAGAUAUUUAAUUCACGAGCGUAACUGUCAUGGCUUUGAAUUGAUUCAUUCACCGUUCAUAUUUCUUGUAAAACUCUCCAAAAUGUCUUAAAAAAAAAUAAAAAAUAAAAUUAAAUAAUAAAACCAUCAACCUUUUGGGAACCUAUACCAUUAGUGGCCGGCUUCCUUUGGAAAAACACCUGUGGGGGGAAACACUUUGUGAUUUACACCAACGCAUAAAAUCCCAACAGGACAAAUUCUGGGUCAAGCGCCCGCCUGCCCCUCCUACGCUCUCCGUCAGUCUCAGGUGAGCGAGAAAAAGACGGCUGGCAAGUAAUGGGUUAGUGUCUGGUCUCCCCCCUACAUCUCUUCGAUCCCCCCCUUCUUCAUCCCGGAGGGAUAUAUAUCGGAGGUCGUGACUCGUCUCCAUCUAAGGCAUCACUUCUAGACGGACGGACGCAGACGUCUCCGCUUCGUUUCGAGGGACUGAACUUGACGAAGACCAGACCCGUGACCAUGAAACCCUUUUUAAAGGUUCUCGUGAUUCUGUUCUGCGUCGGCAAGGUAGAAGGCCGCUGGCUGAGGUCUCUGAUUGGCCAAAAGCAGAAACCUGCGUCGCCUUCAGACGAGGACAGAAGAAGCAGAUUUCUAACAACCGAAGGAAUCCAAAGGGAAGCCUCCGGAGAUGAGCCAGUCCCGGUCCGGACGCGGCGCUCUGCUCCCGACUCCCACUGCGGCCUCCGCUCCGUCUUGCUGCAGGUGCGAGACCUGGGGCUGGGCUACGACUCGGACGAGACGGUCUUGUUCAAGUACUGCGGGGGGUCUUGCCCCCGCGCCCGCUCCAACUACGACCUCACGCUCAGCAACCUGCUGCUCAGCGGGCGGCUCCCGCAGCCGGCCCCCGGAGAGCCGUGGCACAGCGUGCCGUGCUGCAGGCCCACUCACUACGAGGACAUGGCCUUCCUCGACAACUCGCACCGCUGGCACAAGGUGGAGAAACUCUCUGCCGCCGCGUGCGGCUGUGCAGACUGAAAACGGGCCGGAUCCAGGGGAAUAAGGGUCAGGUGAGAGAGAGCUGAAGAUAUCUGGAGAGGACGAUUUGACUCACUGCGAAAUGAAAACGAAUAACAAAAUUUUUUUUUUUUUUUUCAGAAAAGAGGCUUCAUAAGCAGAUUCUAAUGUUUGACUCAGAUUUCUGUUUUAUCCACGAUUUAGAUUUCCAGGAAGCAUUGCUUUGUGAGUUUGUGUUAUUUCCAAUUAAGGUACAAUGGAAGAAAUGCUUUAACUUGAAUUACAAGCUAAUUGUAAAUAAGUUAAUAUCUAUUUAUUAAAAAAAUAAU